CGCGAUUCUAGUGAGGUAGUAGAGUAGGGCUGUACGCGCUUGUAGAUUAUUUCAUUAGGCGACAUCAAAAAUAGUAUAGUGACAACUCGAAGAAAUUGUAGCUAACCCAGAACAGGCGGUAGCGGCAUGGUACACAGCCCGUGCGGACAAACUUGGAGAGUCGUUCACGGUAUUUAUCUACAUUUAUCAGUGAAUAGGAUAACGACGAAGAACCAGGCAGUGCUUAAAAAUGAAGCGUAAUGGUACAAACAGCGACGUCGAUGCGCCUUCGAAAAGAUCUAGAGAAAGUGUUGCCAUGGAGGAGCCGAGUCAAUCUGCAUCAUCGCAACUCUGCCGGAAUGGAUGUGGUUUUUAUGGAAGUGCACAAACUGAAGGCAUGUGCUCAAAAUGUUAUAAAGAAAAUGUACAAGAGAAAAGUAACUCAGGAAGAAAAUCACCAUCUGCGCAUUCUAUUGUUUCAUCUGUAAAGAACGAUAUUUCACCAUCAAAUAAACACUCAGAAGGAUCUGUUUCAAACGCAAUGGCUUCUCUUGCAACUAGUGAUUCCUAUUCAAGUCAUUGCAGCACCCCUGGGGCUUCAUCAACUGAUACAACGCAAGUUGCUACAACAAGUGUUUCACUGAUGCCACCAACCUCGGAUAAUUCCUCAGAUGUUGAUUCACCUUUGAUAAAAGCUGAAGGCAUUUCCUCCUCCCCAGUUUCCUGCCCAGGGACGCCAGGAUCCGAUGAGUCACCGUCGAAGCCAAAAAAGAGUCGGUGUGCUACAUGUAGAAAAAGGGUCGGCUUGACAGGUUUCAACUGCAGAUGCGGCAAAAUCUUCUGUGGAAUCCAUCGUUACUCCGACCAACAUAAUUGCGAUUACGACUACCGGGCUGACGCUCAAGCCAAAAUCCGAAAAGAAAACCCUGUAGUUGUUGGUGAAAAAGUCCAGAAGAUCUGAUUGUUUUCACUCAAAUCAAAAAUACUAUCAACAACAAAAAUUUAGAAUUUAAAAUUACAAUACCGUAGAUUUUUCAACCUCGACUACAAUUUUUUUUUCUUUCCAUAUCUUGUUCGACGGCUCGCUUGCUCAUGAUUUUAAUCUUGUAUAAAAUAUUUACACUCAAAUUUGAUUCUUUUUGUUUAUUUUAGGCCAAUUUGUUUUACAUUACUUUGUUUUUGGCAACAACAGAAAAAAGAAUACAGGGUCCGAUUUUCUUGCAAUGUUGUUUAAAUGAUAAAAACUUUUUACGGUGGGUGUGUCAUCUGAACCGACUUGACCCCGAUUUGUUGGAUUUCCUUCACUUGAGUUGAUGACCAAUAUUGCUAACGCUUCAGGAAUAAUUUUUAAUAAUUAAAAAUAUGCGGUCAUCAGUUAUACCAUUUGAGUGUGUUUGUAUGUAAACCACCAUUUUCUCAUUUUGUUUUCUUUUUGCAUGGUCGUCUUUCUCAUAUAUUUGUAUACUACAGUAGCUUAUUCUUUAUUAGAACUUGAAUUAGUAAAGCAAAGCGGCCACAGGCCUCAUUUUUCUUUUCUUUUUUGUGGUCUCAAUACAAUUUAUUCAAGUAUUAUCGUCUAUCCACGGGUCGUUAGUGUAAUCUGUCGAUUUUUUUUUUAUUUUAUCCAAAAAUUUUCCGUUUUUAAUUGAAUAAUUUGCAGAUUUUCUUCUCGUGGGCCUGUGAUCAAUUGGUCAUAACAUACACUAUUUAAAUGAUUAAUGCAUGUUUUUAUCAGCAUUAUUCAUAAGAACAAUACUAGUAUGAAGAGUAAAAAAAUUAAAACGGGCUCAGCUUAACUAGCGGAUUGCGAUGACCUAAACCCAGACAUGGGAAUGAUAUGUCCACAUUAAUUUUAAAAUGAAUUCUGCAAACUGGCCUUUUAAAAGCAUUGUUGAAGAUUUUUGCUGGCGGAUGAUUAUGUCAGAUGCAACUGAUUGUAUGAUUUUUAAAGAGCAAUAACUCGGUAUUUCAUCUGGAAAAACGCGCUUAUUAAAUCAAUAUAUGUGCUGGAUUUACUGAUUACUUUCAGGUAAACCUACUUGAACUGACAUUGAAACGUAAACACACAUGUUUGUCCUUCAACAUGGACAGUGACAUAGGAUUACCAUCUUCGCCUCUCAGAAUGGCUUGUCUUUUACUGUAUAAAUAUCAAUGUAAUAUACAUGUAAUAUUAUCAAUUAACUCUAGAGUUGUCGCUUGCAAUAGUUAUUGUUCGGGCUGUCAAUUCUACUGCUCUUGGUAUGUUAUACGGAUUUAAUUAGAUUCAAUCUAGAACGAUGUUCAUUCCGGACCGAUAUUACCCGGAAAUUCACUUUCAUUUGCCAAUCUGCGUGAUUAGAAUUUUAUUUUGCUAAAAACUUUCAAUUCUGCCAUUAAAAUCUGUUUUGACUUCACAUCCAAUUUAUGUAAAAGUGCACUUUUGUUUUGGUUUUUAUUUUAUUUUCCCGUAGAUCCCGGAUUUUGCUUUUUUGUUGUUGGUGAUUGAUUUACUAUUCUCUUCUUUAUAUUAAUUCCAUAUUUUGAUGUAUCAAAAAUGAUUGUUUUUUCUUCUGAUUUGCUCUGUAAAGUUGGCUGGGGCUCUUAGUUUAUUUCAAUUAUACCACAUAAUAUAUCUUUUUCUCCUAAUACAACGCUUCACACUAUCAGCUAUUUUUUAGUUUUAUUCACUCCAGUUUUAGCACAUUUUUCGUUUUUUUUUUGCUCAAUUAUUGAAAUAAAAAUUGCUCUCAUUGCUAUCCCGAUUUCACUCUAUACGAGACUAAUUUAAUCCAUGAAAGGCCUGUUUGUUGACAGGUAAAAUGUUUCUUUUCUAUGGAUAGAUAUCUGAAGUAAUCUGUAGAACAGAAGGUUGUUUGGAUUAAUUUCACUGGUGAUUUUAAAAUUUGUAUAUCGGCAGCGUUUUAUCAUGAUUCUAUAUGUCUUCUACUACUAUGUUGUUUUGUGCUAUUUAUUUAUUUUUCAUCGAUGAUACUCCGCUUUUUUGUCGUUUUUGUUCUGAAACGAGUGAUCUAUUUCGAGCCCGAUUA
Styela clava is the source of this 3005-nucleotide messenger RNA. Its product is annotated as AN1-type zinc finger protein 5-like. NCBI's taxonomy places the organism in Eukaryota, Metazoa, Chordata, Ascidiacea, Stolidobranchia, Styelidae. The record is from RefSeq and is a predicted model, not a curated record. Gene Ontology annotation, molecular function: DNA binding; zinc ion binding.